Cyclopterus lumpus (lumpfish) is the source of this 1458-nucleotide messenger RNA. RefSeq names its product gap junction gamma-1 protein. The transcript has a single exon. Gene Ontology annotation, biological process: cell communication. Lineage: Eukaryota; Metazoa; Chordata; Actinopteri; Perciformes; Cyclopteridae. Gene Ontology annotation, cellular component: connexin complex. The coding region runs from base 1 to 1458 and encodes 485 amino acids. The record is from RefSeq and is a predicted model, not a curated record.
AUGAGCUGGAGCUUCCUCACGCGGCUGCUGGAGGAGAUCCACAACCACUCCACCUUCGUGGGGAAGCUGUGGCUCACCGUGCUCAUCGUCUUCCGCAUCGUGCUCACGGCUGUUGGGGGAGAGUCCAUCUACUACGACGAACAGAGCAAGUUUGUCUGCAACUCGGGCCAGCCGGGCUGCGAGAAUGUCUGCUACGACGCCUUCGCACCUCUAUCUCACGUUCGCUUUUGGGUCUUCCAGAUCAUCUUAGUGGCGAUGCCUUCUCUUAUGUACAUGGGCUAUGCCGUCAACAAGAUUGCACGAAUCGAUGAAUCCAAAGGAGGAGCGGGCUCUGCUGCAGUUAGAACAGGAGGAGGAGGCUACACGCACAGGAAGCCCAGGAAAAUCUGCUUCGGAGCACGGCAGCACCGGGGCAUUGAGGAGACUGAGGAGGACCAAGAGGAUGAUCCCAUGAUCUACGAGGUGCCAGAAAUCGAGCCCCCAAAAAGGCCGCGGGAUCCACUGCAACCCGCACCCAAACCCAAAAUCCGGCAUGAUGGGCGCAAACGUAUAAGAGAUGAGGGGCUGAUGCGGGUCUAUGUUUUGCAACUGGUGAUUCGUACACUGCUAGAAGCAGGCUUCCUUGCAGGCCAGUAUUUGCUGUAUGGGUUUCAUGUGACGCCCGUGUUUGUGUGCUCGAGACAACCUUGUCCCCACAGUGUUGACUGCUUUGUGUCGCGGCCUACAGAGAAGACAAUCUUCCUGCGCAUCAUGUAUGGUGUCACUGUCCUUUGCCUCACGCUCAACAUUUGGGAGAUGCUCCAUCUGGGGAUCGGUACCAUUUGUGACAUUCUUCGCCGCCGGCGCUGCCCACCCCAGGAGGAUGAGUACCAGUUGGGAUUGCUGGGCACCAAUGGAGGUGUGGAGGGAUCAGUAGGGGGGACAGGGCCUGAGGCAAUCUCUGAGGGAGGGGUGGGUGGAGAUGGGGCUGCAGACUACGUCGGUUACCCCUUCUCAUGGAACACCCCAUCAGCUCCACCUGGCUACAACAUUGUGGUGAAGCCAGAGCAGAUGCCGUACACGGACCUGAGCAACGCUAAAAUGGCAUGCAAGCAGAACCGGGCCAACAUUGCCCAAGAGGAGCAGCAGCAAUUUGGUAGCAAUGAGGAUAACUUUCCCACUGGAGGGGAGGCCCGUGUAGCUUUGAACAAGGACAUGAUCCAGCAAGCUCAUGAGCAACUGGAGGCGGCCAUCCAGGCCUACAGUCAGCAGCAUCGGGCAGAGGAGCAUCUUGGGGACAACCAGGACGACAAGCCCCAAAGUAACAUCAUCCAGGCACAGCCUCAGCCACAGCCUCAGCCUCAGAAAGAGCGCAAGCAUAGAUUCAAACACGGGAAAGGAGGCAGCAGUGCAGGAGGAAGUAGCAGCAACAGCAGCAGCAGCAAAUCCGGAGAGGGUAAGCCCUCUGUAUGGAUUUAA